AUGAAUCCAGCAUUUGCCGCCGUGACAACGGGGCCCGAGAUGCCUCACCAGUCAUUGUCGUAUGAUGAUGGGAUGGCUUCGAGAUCAACGCAGAUCGCAACAACCCAGCAAACGAUGCUGAAUAUUCCGUAUUCGCAUUAUGCUAUCUUGUAUAUGGACGGCGACGGAAAGCUUGGUGUUGAGGUUUCCCCUUCGAUUGAGGGUUCAGAGAAGGCCAUUUUCACCCAGGACGUUAGAGGGCGGUUUUUGCGAUCCGUGACGGGAGGUCCGUAUGGCUUGCAGGGCUAUUCAAACCCGAUUAUGCAAACCCAGGACGGCAUUCUCCCAAGUUCAACUUCCCUCGCCUGGUAUCACCACUCUCGAACGAAACGGGAUGGUCUCAUUCCCUGUGAAUGGCAGUCGCAACGCAGCAAGCGCCAGAGACGCCGUGACUCCGAUUCCGCAUCAGCAUCUCCCUGUCCCACCAUCCGCCGCACCGCGCUGCGCGUGGGAGACCACGACCUCCUGCGACGGUACUACGAGAAGGCGUUCGAUAACUUCCAGCAGCUGAACUGCAGAAUGAUUGCGAAGGCGUGGAUCAAACUGGUUGAGCCGCGCAAGCAGGUCAACCACCCUUAUAAUGGACGGAAGAACGUUGGAGGAACAUCGCAGCGAGUUGACCCGGAGUUGACAAAGCCAAGGUGGUGGCCGACGGGAGUCACCCACAAGGAGCCUGAUCACCUGCCCAAGCCUGAACGUGUCCGUCUUCUAAUCCACAUUCUCUGUGAAUUGAGAGCUAGUCACGAUAUCACUGCAGAGAAACUCAAAGAGGCUGGCCAAGACGUGCGACGCCAAAUAUCGCCUGCUGAGCGCCUGGAAGUCCUGGAUGAGAUAUACUACAUUCGACAGAUGGAAGAGCACUACUUGGCUGGAGAUAUUGGAUCUGAUACAAUCCUCCACGUCUCCCACGUCCACCUCCCUGAAGCUAGCUUUGAAUUCGACCAACACGACUUCCAAUCCACAGACCACCACGACACACUCUCUUCGAUCCCGACCACCCUGCCAAAGGUCCCAGCCAUGCGCGGCACCUCGGACGAUGGCAGUCCAGAGUACUGCCUUCCUCUCACCCCCUCGUCAUCCUGCCCAUCUAACGGCCCCCGGAGUCCUGCGCAGACGCACCCAUCCUACUCACCCGAGAUGGUUUCUUCCAUGAUGUCCACUGGUGCUCACGCCAGUGCUGCGUACGUGACGUCCAAGGACGAGUCACAGCCGGGUUCGUGUAUGCCGGACUAUUUCAGCCAGCCGUUCCUUGUCCCGACAACAGCACCAUCGACACAGGCUGGGUACUGGGGACACCCAGCUCAAACGCACGCGCCUGUGUACCCAACUGGAUAUUAA
Aspergillus chevalieri is the source of this 1377-nucleotide messenger RNA. RefSeq names its product DUF2841 domain-containing protein. NCBI's taxonomy places the organism in Eukaryota, Fungi, Ascomycota, Eurotiomycetes, Eurotiales, Aspergillaceae. The record is from RefSeq and is a predicted model, not a curated record. The coding region runs from base 1 to 1377 and encodes 458 amino acids. The transcript has 5 exons.